Anopheles marshallii is the source of this 2868-nucleotide messenger RNA. RefSeq lists its product as uncharacterized. NCBI's taxonomy places the organism in Eukaryota, Metazoa, Arthropoda, Insecta, Diptera, Culicidae. The transcript has 4 exons. Bases 1 to 2868 code for a protein of 955 amino acids. The record is from RefSeq and is a predicted model, not a curated record.
AUGGGCGAUCUUCUCGCGUUGCUAAAUGAUAUCAAAAAUAACGACAACAAAAUGGAAUUUUGCGAAGAUUUCCACCAGCUUCAGAUUAUCCUGAAUGCCGUCAAUCAAUACAUUCACCCGUUCGAUAAGAUCGUCUUCGACAGCGGAAAUGGACCUUACAUUAUUGAAGUUGUUGCCCGUUUGCUUAAGUACCUACGCGUCCAGAACUAUCUCAACCCGGAGAACAAGGUAAACACCCAGUACGAGCCAGAGCUACGCCGGAUCACUAUGUACCUGCUGCUAAACACGGACGUUAGCUUUCGGUAUGACUUGAUACAGGAGCCGCGGGUCAACCAUGUGCUAAAUAGUCUGCCCCAGCUGACCAAGUGCCUGCUAAUGAACUGCAUCUGGGGUCUCGAUCUGGACCGUUUCUUCUACGAGAUGUUGCGCUACGCACCACUCUGGUUCUCGAUGCAGUUCAUCGACCAGGCGAUUGUUAGCCUUAAGUACGGCAAACCACACGAGGUGCUGAUUCGGAUCGAAUCGAUGGUGUGCGCUAUCUAUUUCGCCAUGUGCCGUACGGAUGUCGACUGGCAGAAUGUGAAUCGCAGCGAGUACGUCAACCACCAGCGGACGCUCGCCCGGAUGAGUGAUUACGUUGGAGAGAUGCUGCGAUUCGUCAACACGCCGGAAGCGUCCAAGUUCGAAGGUUGGUCAAAGCUACGCAAACAUCGCUAUUUCGGGUUUGUGCUGAAACACAUGUUCAGCAUGACGAUGGCAUGUCUUGAUUUGUACUUCCGUAAACCGGCCAUCCCAGUCGAUCCGGCCAUGUCUGUGUACCAGCUGAUGGAUGACGUACACGUUGACAAACCGGCACCUGUCGAAUAUUCCCAGGCGACGGUAGGGACGCUGCUCAAGAUCAAUCACUUCCUGCUAAAUACGCUCGAGAUCUGCAUCAUGCACGUGUCGCUAGAAUGCUUCUGUUACUGGGCUGAAAUUAAUCUGUUCAAGGACGGACAGGAAUCGGUAACGCUUCAGCAGAUCAUUGGCGAAUCGGCAUACCGCCUUUGCGAGGAGCUGAACUCACACAAACACUUCCGCCACAGUAUCGUGCGGCACCUGACACAAUUCGCGCUGCGCCCGAAGACGCUCACGGAGAAGGCGGCCGUGCUGAAUUUGGGCACGCUAAUGAACCGCUUCGAAAGUGCCCACUCGGUAGAGGAGCGGAUGGUGUAUCUGAACGAGUUUAUCAACCGUGGCGAGCAGGUGUUCGACAAUGCCGAGUGUCUGGAAGUGAUUGAGCAGUACUGUGAUCUGCUAACGGCCGCUCACCUACGAUCGAUGAUUGAGUUCGAGAAGAACACGCCGAUCGAGGGUUGCGACCUGACGGACGAGCGGGUGAAGCUACGACAGCUAAUCUUGCGUACCGUUGGUGAGUUACCACCGUCCGAAUUUCAUCUCGUUCUCACCCACAUAACCAACACGUUCGGGAAGGAAUUUGAGUGGUACGACAAUUCCGACCUGGUACCGGCCAUUAUACAGCUGGUUAAUCGGCUGCAGAAACCCUCCGGCGAGAACUCGUCCGACGCUCCAAACGUGCAGAAGCUACUCUUCCAAUCACCGGAAAUAUUUUUCAACACUAUGGUAAAAUCCCUGUUUGCAAUGGCCCCAAAUGGUAACCAGGACCUGCUGGUUGACGCAAUCGUCGAUAUCAUUAUGCGCUACAAAACGAUCGCAAAGCUCCAUCUGCGCGAUCAUCUGACGCAGCUGCUCGUGACCGAUUUUGCCGUUUGCCAUUCGUCAUCACUGCAACGAUUCGCACAGAAGCUGUACGAGAUGAAUCUGUUUGCGGCACACGAGUUUAUGGAGCAGUUUUUGCUGAAAGGUUUAAAGGAGGCAUACGAGCAGAAGCAUGAAUCGGCACUGUAUGCACUGCUCGCGUUGAUGGCAACGGUGUGGCCUUCUUAUUGCGUAAAGAAGCUGAAAGAGAGCGAAAGUACCGCCCGGAAACAAACGUUGCUCAAGGAAGCUGCCACUCAGUUGGCUUUACUAUCCGAUCGAAUGCGGUACGAUUUUCCGCCACCUCUCCAGGACGAAAAUGGUCCAGUUUCACGAAACUACCCCCUGCAUGACAUGGCAUUGGUGUCGAUGGCUACUAAGCAGCUAGUGCUUACCCUCGAUCAAAUGAUAGUGGAGCUUCCGGAUGAAGAUGUGGAAAAAUUCCUUCAGGAGCUUAAAGAAACGGUGCAUAACUUCACCAAGCACUACUUGCACGAUCGUCUACCAACGUUGCCAACCGUACAAACAAACAUGGCGAAAGAUAAAUCGGUCAUGACACUGUCUGAUAGUACAGCUGGUCGGAAGAAAAGAUCGCCCACCUCAUUGUUUUCGCCAGACUAUUUUUCGGAUAAACCUCCCGCAAAGGAUGCUACCGAAGAUUCUAUUAUCACCUAUAUUGUGCAGAUCCUUACACGGUGUACACAGGAAGAAAUACUUGAGCUCGCCCGUUACGAACUGAUCGGCGCCCAUCUUCUGGCCGCUUCAGCCCCAAAGCUAGCCGUGUGCUUUAAGAAACACCCCGCAAACGAUUGGAUGUCUCACUGUAUGAGCAACUACGUCCUGUGUCUGAGGAAUGUACUACUCCCGGCUGAGAAUGAAGGGGGCAAUGGUACGAAGGCGUGCCAGGGCGCGGUAUGUGCCGUAGUCAUGCUGCUAAAGGAUAUGAAGAAGAUUACCGGGUUGCCCGAAUAUAGCUCACUACAGACACAGCUCGCAAUGCUGUAUGAAUAUGUGCAGCGUUCUGCACCGAUGGUAGAGCUGGGUGAGUUAACGUCCUUUCUUCAAGUGGAAGAAUGUCCCAAACCAGUGGUUAUGGAUGUGAGCGUUUAA